UAGUCGAUGAUUGAUGAUUCGCGUACGUCGUGCAAGUGAGGAGAAAGUAAUUUGAAAUAUUUACCUAUAUUAUUUGCAUAUAAUAAUCGAAUCAAUGAGUUAUAUCGCGUGAUGAAGAUUAUUGCUGCAGUAUUUGAAAAAACAGGAUGCCGAGAGGGGAGAACCGACCGAGCGUCCUGUUAUCUCGCGAAGAAAAUGAACAGGUGUUUAGUCUUAUAGGACCAAAAUGUCAGAGUCUAGCUACUGCAGUAGUGCAGUUAUUCACAACAGAAGGCCCAGGUCAUACAGAAUGGAAGAAAAAAGACACUGGCGUACUGUGCCUCAUAAAGGACAAUGCCAAAAGGUCCUAUUUCUUCCGGAUAUAUUGUCUAUACCGGAAGACUAUGAUAUGGGAACAUGAGGUCUACAUGCAAAUAGAAUAUAGAAGUCCUAGACCAUAUUUACAUACAUUUGAAGCAGAGGAAUACAUGACAGCAUUUAACUUCGCAAAUGAAGAUGAGGCGCGCGCCUUGAGAAACAUUCUCAUAGAGAAAAUCGAAAUGCGGAAAAAAAGACGCGAAGAUAGACGUCAUCGUUCUAUGGAAGCGGCUAGAGCUAACAGUACAGGUUCGAAUCAGUCUCGUAUGAAUGGAGUCGCCCACGCUCCACCACCCGCUCUACCACCCGCUCCUACGCCCGCUCCGCAACCCGUUCAGCCGCAGAAAACGAAUACGAUAUCAAGUUAUACACUAAAAGGCAAGAAACCGAAAGCGAGAAAGCUCACAAAAGCCGAUAUCGGCGCACCACAGGACUUCAAACAUGUUUCACACGUUGGUUGGGAUGCUGAAAAAGGGUUUGAUGUCGGCAACCUUCCGGAAGCGGAUAUGCGUUCGUUCUUCUCGAAAGCGGGAAUAAGUGAUAUUCAGCUUAUCGAUCGGGAUACGCGACAAUUUAUUUACGAUUUCAUCAACACUCAUGGAGGAUACGAUGCCGUCAAGGAGGAGUUGCAUGAAGAGCCACCUAAAUAUUCCCCCCGCAGUGGGGCGGUGCCUCCCCCACCGCCUGCUCCUCCCGUGCCUUCGAGAGCGCCGCACGCGCAUCCGCCCGCCCCACCGUCCAGGGCGCCUCCUCCGCCCCCGGCACGGGCGGUGCCGCCUCCCCCGCCACCCCCCGCUAUUACAGCGCCACGGAACCCGCCGCCGCCCCGCCCGAACCAACCUCCAUCUGGUGGCCCUCCGUCGGUGCCGCCUCCUCCGCCACCCAGCGCUGCGCCGCCCGCCCCGCCUCCGCCUCCUCCUGCCCCAGCGCCGCCGCCCGCCCCGCCCAUGCCGGCAGAAGCCAGCAACGACCCUAGGGCGGCCCUCAUGGAUAGCAUACGCAACGGGAAUAAGACUUUACGGAAAGUUGAAGCGGUCGCUAAACAGCCAGCCAAUGAAGAUAGCAGAAGUAAUUUGCUCAGCGAAAUAAGACAGGGAUUUAACUUGAGAGCCGUAAAGCCCCCCAGCACAAACCAAGUGACGGAAGAUAGACCUCCCACGUGCGGCCUAGCGGGCGCUCUCGCUAAAGCUUUACAGGAACGUGCACGAGCCAUACAUUCAUCGGACUCCGAAGACAGCGAAACUACUAGCGACGGAGAGUGGGACGAUUAGACAUCUCUUACAAAAGCCCUUCCUCCGGUUUUAGCAAAACUGAACCUUUGUAUGUGAGGCGAUGACAUAGUGAGUGUUUUAAGUAGCUCUUUGAUGAUUAUUAUUGUUGAUUCAUCCUCUUGAUAAAGCUUACACAUCUGUUAUAUUGAUAUUGUCUUUGGUGUACGCGUUUCACGUUGCAAUAUCUAUUUAUACGCGAAUUAUUUUAAUCAACGUUUUGAUGACUCAUGGUCAGCGAGAGGUAUUUUACUAUUUGGUGAUU
Pieris napi is the source of this 1890-nucleotide messenger RNA. Its product is annotated as neural Wiskott-Aldrich syndrome protein-like. Gene Ontology annotation, molecular function: microtubule binding; actin binding. Bases 147 to 1628 code for a protein of 493 amino acids. The record is from RefSeq and is a predicted model, not a curated record. Gene Ontology annotation, cellular component: actin filament; cytoplasm. The transcript has 12 exons. NCBI's taxonomy places the organism in Eukaryota, Metazoa, Arthropoda, Insecta, Lepidoptera, Pieridae. Gene Ontology annotation, biological process: actin filament polymerization.